Messenger RNA from Carcharodon carcharias (great white shark), 5282 nucleotides. RefSeq names its product zinc finger and BTB domain containing 33 (gene zbtb33). Gene Ontology annotation, cellular component: nucleus. Gene Ontology annotation, biological process: regulation of transcription by RNA polymerase II. The coding region runs from base 1135 to 2988 and encodes 617 amino acids. NCBI's taxonomy places the organism in Eukaryota, Metazoa, Chordata, Chondrichthyes, Lamniformes, Lamnidae. The transcript has 6 exons. The record is from RefSeq and is a predicted model, not a curated record. Gene Ontology annotation, molecular function: RNA polymerase II cis-regulatory region sequence-specific DNA binding; DNA-binding transcription factor activity, RNA polymerase II-specific; protein binding.
GUGCAGGGAAGCUCGGGCUCUUUCUUCUUUUCUUCUGCUCGCUUGUCAAGGCCCAGGAGGAACCACUUCCAGCAUUUGUGAUUUUUCCCUUUUUAUCUAUUUUUGGAAAAUGGGGGCAAAAAAUUAAAUGUCAACAGCUUACAACGCAGAGUAUGUUUACAGUGAGAGGAAAUCUAGAUGAAUUUCCAUUAACUAGCAAUCAAGCUUUCAUUAGUUUUGGAUUUGUAAUACUUGCAAUCCCUUGCUCAGUGGGUAUGUAAUUUGACCCUGAGCCAUACAGAUUAGGAAGGCGCCAUGUUUGAUUCCUGGGUUUUGUUGAAGCAGCCAGUCUUAGCCAAGGCAGCAGUUGGAGUACUGUGAAAGGCCUUUAAUUUAAAAAGGGGAAAAUAAGUUGAUUUAACUGAGUUCCCCCGUCCAGCUGCUAUCCUAAGCCUGGAAGUGUGUGUGGGCAAGAAAGGAAGACCGGGAAUGGGCCUGGCUGCAAUGGCUGUCGAGUUGAAUAACUGGCCAGCACUUGAUAUCAGUUGUUUACCACUGAUGGACAAGCAGAUUAAAGCUGCUUCACCACUCCCAAUAUUGUGGAUCCAGGGUGAUGUGCCCACGCAGCUGCCUGAGGAAAGUGCACUUCUUUGAAGUAACGUUAGCUGCUUGUUCACAUGAAGCUGCAUCCAGGUUUGGCUCAUUUGUAGCACUGAUUUCUAGGUUAGAGGUUUGAGUCUCACCACGAAUCUGAGCUGACACUUCGCUGUUGUCCAAGUUGUUGUUCUUUGAAUGAGGCAUUAAACUGAGCCAUCCUUUGCCUGUUCGGUGAGACGUUAAAGAUCCCAUGGAAUUGGAAGAAGAACAGGAAGAACUCCUAGUGUCCUGAUCAACGUUCUACCCUCAAGCAAUACCACUAAAAAUUAUCAUUCAUCUUGUAAAAUUUUGCUUGUGUGAAGCGGCUAUUAUGCUUACAUGCCUCAUCAUAAUUCAUUGAAUGUGAAAUGUUUUGACAUGCUUCUGAUGGAUAUGAUCAGAAACUUCUAUGAGGAGGGAGUGGCAGAAUAACAGCUGUCCAAGAGGCACAAAUUGUACAAAGAUCUUCUUCUUUAAGAUCAUUGCAAAGAAAGCGUGACCUUUCAAAAUAUAAAAGUUAUGGAGAGCAAAAAACUUAUUAGUGCAACUGACAUUCAUCACUCGGGAACAUUGUUGAAGUCUCUAAAUGAGCAGCGUGCCCAAGGACUAUUCUGUGACAUUACCAUAAUUGUGGAAGAUCGCAAAUUUCGAGCACAUAAGAAUGUCUUGUCAUCUGCUAGUAGCUACUUCCAUCAGCUUUUCAGUCUCGAUGGGGCUAACAACAUAUACGGACAAGUCCUUGAGUUGAACUUUGUCAGAGCAGAGGUGUUUGCAGAGGUUCUGAAUUUUAUCUACAGCUCCAAAUUGGUGCGAGUGAAUGCUGAACUUGUAAGUGAGUUGAUUCAGUCUGGGCAGGCCCUGGGGCUAAAGUUCCUUGCUGACUUAGGGGAAUCACUUUCAAAGUUAAAAGCAGUAGCACCUGCUACGGACAGUGCUGCUUCUGUGACAGAUUCCAAGGGUGAAGCUCCACAGAAAGUUGCUGCUGAUCCAACAGUGGAACCUGAACGCUUGAUUAUACAUGUUGAAGAAGGAGGCCUGGGACCACGAAUAACUGAUGCUUUCUCUCUGUCUAGUGCAGAGUUUAGGGAUUCUAAAGGUAACAGUCAAGCCUCGGUCAGUGGUGAAGAUUCAGAGGAUAAUGAUGACGUAAUUUUCUGCAGUGAAAUUACACCACCCAAACACCCCUCCAAUAUAGCUAGUAACAGUUUAGUGCAAACAAAUAUUAUUAUUCCCAAUAUACCAGUGAGUUCUGACAACUUAGGGGCUCAAACGAAGCACGUCACUCUGUUGCCAGAGAGAUCUCCGAAAGUUGGGGAUUUCAAAGUCAAAAUCUCUGAUGGUAGCACAGGGAGUGGGCAGAAUACUGUAAUUAACCAGCAAAGCACAAAGAUCGUAAAUACGAAGUACGUUCAAGAUGGCAAACAUCCUGUAACCAUAGUUAAAACAGCUGCCAUUGAUACUUUGUCUAAAGGUUGCAGAGUCUAUGCAAAUAUUGACACAAACCCCAAUACGUAUCACAUUGUGGUACCAAACAAAGACGACCUUGCCAACCGUGAACCCAAACAGAACAAGGAGCCUAGAUCCCCUGAAAAAAAGUUGCUGCUGAUCGGAGACAAGGUAUCUGGCGAUGGAGGCCACUCAAGUUUUCAAAUCAUGCCUGAAAAUUCUGCUAAUCAUCUAAAUAACUCAAGACCUGUGUUCAUCAAUGAUCAGUACUUUCCAGAUGCAAAACGAAUGAAAAGGGAACAAGAUCAUUAUGAGUUAAUUGUAGAUGGACGUGUCUUUUAUGUUUGUAUUGUUUGUAAGCGAUCAUAUGCCUGCCUGACUAGCCUGAGAAGGCACUUCAAUGUUCAUUCCUGGGAGAAGAAAUACCCUUGCCAUUACUGUGAGAAAGUGUUCCCUCUGGCAGAAUAUCGUACUAAGCAUGAAAUUCUCCACACUGGUGAACGGCGAUACCAGUGCUUGACAUGUGGAGAGACCUUCAUCAACUACCAGGUGAUGGCAUCGCACAUUAGGUCAGUUCAUAGCAAAAAGACUGGCAAGAGUGCAGCUGAAGAUGAGACUGUUUCCGAUUCCAAACUUUACCGCUUGCUGCCAUGCAAAACCUUACAGAUCAGGCAAUAUGGAUUCCUGACUGCAAGUGGUUCGGGUGCCAUGGCUGAGAUUAAUGAAGAUGGAAUUGUAUAUCAUGUAGAUGAUGAUGAUGAUGCAGAUGCUCCACAGCAGACCCCGCAGACCAUAGGAGGCAGCAAGCCAACAAGCUGGGAUGAUAUUUUUCCUCAGGAAGGAACCCCUGUUUACAGGUACAAUUCCUUAGAUGGCAAUUCCGAAUUAGAGUUUGUUAUACCAGAGUCCUUCAGAGAACUGGCAUGAAGUCAUUCAGACUAUGAUGGAACUAAGCAUAGCAAGAAAGUGGAUUGUGAUACCUGGUAAACUGCUGAUAGACAGCCAUUGGUGAUAUUAAUGUACUAACUGACCAGUUAAGCAUUCGUGUUUCAGGCAAACAAAAGAUUCAGUGGCUGGACCAUUGUAUGGCUAACUUACAAUCUUUUUUAAAAGUGUUUCUGUCAAACGUAAUGAUGUCGGUGUAGUAUACAUCAUGAAUGUGAAACAGAAUCUAGUCAUGGUUUUGAACUAAGAUGCGGUUUCUACAGAGGUUUCAUCGGAAGUGGCCAGAAGUUAAUGGGCAUUUAUAUCUGAAGUACAUUGAAAGAGUUUUCAAUUUCUUUAGUCUUUACUGAUCAAACAGCCAUUACCCAGAAGUCUAUUUUUUGCAUAUUUCUGUGCAGAUAACUGAAUUUGUAGAAUUUUAUGUGUUAGCACUUUUCAUUUUACAUUGUAGAGCUGGGGUAAAAGGCUGCUGUUGAUUUUUUUCUGGCAAACUCUUAAAAAAUCAUCUUCCUACAAGUAGCAAAUCACUUUACUCUCCACUAUAUAACACACUUUAUUAAUCACUCAGUCCUUCCUAAACUGACACCUCACUACCUUUAAAACAUGAUGUCUCAAAGGUCACUGGAGAGCGAUCAAAAGUAUGAGAGUGUUGUGUUUAACUUCGGCAGCAGUGUCAUUAAACAAAACUUUACAAUGGUAGAAAGCUUAGUUCCAGCCACUAUUGUUAGUGAUGGACAGGUGCAAAUGCUGGUGCAAGUAGCUCUGGUGCUAACACCAUGGAAGGGAAAGGUUAAUGAUAACAGGUUCACGUCCAUAUUAGACAACCAUAGUUCAACCCAGAAAGCCCAUAUUCCUUUCUCCCAUGAUCAUUUGUCUUGCAGUAUUAAUCAAUCUUUCACAACUUUAUAGUAAUAAUGUAUCCAUUUGAAUUAAAACAAAAUAUUAAAAAUGUGCCUAAUUAAGCUAGAUUUAAUACAUAUAGAGUGAAUAAUGAGAAGAGAUGGGUUAGGAAAAAUUAUCUAACCCAUGAGCCUGUUGUGUAGUCCACCAUGAAAGGUGAAUUAUUUUGAAUGACCCAAUACCAAGCAGACUUCUCACUGGCCAUUGUCUUGAUAUUUGUUGUAUUGAUUAUAUCUAUUAAGCUAGAUGCUAAUGCAGUACUUUGGGAUGAAAGCUUUUAAAUCUAACAGUUCGAAAAUUGAACUGUUCUUUACAAUAUCUGGCUUACCUGAGAUAUGCAUGUUAAGCGAUAUUUUCUUGCCAGAUUCCAAUUUUUCAAAUAUUAUUCCUGUUUGUUUUUCUACUGUGAAGUUGGUAGCCUGUAUGAUUUUAAAAAAAGCAAUAUCCUGCUUUCCAUUUUCAAAGUGGAAUAGCAUCUUAAUUGUCAUUUUCGUAAAUGCUUAGGGACUUAAUUUAUCGUUUUGUAGCUCCAAUGAUUGUACUGCUAGAGUAAGUUUUGGGCACACAGCCACUCAGAAGGCUGGGGAUUGCAAGGUUUUAUUAGUGAGGUGGUUGAUGCAGCUUAAUGAUGCCUUUUCAUCCAAAAUGCUUUUCAGAUUUUUUUUAAUAUUCCUAACUAAAAAAAUAUUCGAUUGAGAAUAUUUUAUUGGCCUAAACACCCCACAGUUGUGGUGUACGUCUUUAACCUGGUCUAUCAUUACCUUGGUAUACAUUAUUAAAAGCAAAAAAAAUAAAAAUUUGCUUUCACAUUAAGUACUGUUGGCUUACAAUAUUGGAAAUGUGUUUUGUAGAAAACUUCUGUUUAGUACCUAUUCAGGAGUAAACUCUUAGCAAAAUGAUUUUUUUUGUAAAUGCUUCACUGUACGGAUCAACAUUGUACAUAUGCUUCACUUUGGGCAAAGAAACAUGGUCCCAUAAGUCUUCUGAAAUGUAGAAGAGUAAUUAAACAUGUAAAAGGAAUAGCCUAUCAUUUUGUUUGUAACAGUUUUGCAUGCAUAGAUUAGAACAAAACUGCAGAAUAGAAAAUCUUUUUACACUUGCAUUACAAUAAUUUUUUUCUAAUUACCUGCAGAUUGGAAAAAUUAUGUUGGUCUAUAUAAUACUGUUAUGUCCUAUUGUGCAAGCAAGAUUAAUGCUUUUGUACCAGUGAAAAUAAUAAAACUACUAAUAUGUAAAUAUAGUUGUAACAAAGCUUCUUCCUUAGUAUAGGUUAUUGUUAAGUCACUUUUCUAGUUUCUUUAAUUUUGAGCCUUAGAAUGUAAGUUUAUUUAUUGUAUUUGCUCUUUUGAUGAUAAAAAUAAAACUUUCAGAACAUA